Molecule: messenger RNA, 2334 nt
Organism: Peniophora sp. CBMAI 1063
Lineage: Eukaryota; Fungi; Basidiomycota; Agaricomycetes; Russulales; Peniophoraceae
Source: the annotation of a GenBank genome assembly
AUGAACGGCUCGGCAUCCCCCGCGCCGCAGGUCAAUGGAAACGGAGUCGCGAAUGGCGACGCGAACGGACACGCAGACGGGUUCCUGUCCAAAUUCUCGAGCGGACUCAUCUUGCCUCCGCCAGAGGUCAAAUCCAUAAUCGACCGCACAGCAACAUUCGUCGCCCGCUCCGCCAACCCUCCGCAAUUCGAGGACAAAAUCCGCGAGAACCAGCGUUCGGACCCAAAGUUCUCGUUCCUCAACCCCGCGGACCCUUACCAUGCCUACUACAGACACCGCAUGGAGAAGGUCGCGCGGGGCGAGGUCGACGACGAGCCUGCGGCGCCCAAGGAGGGUGCGGAGGUCGAGCCGGAGAAGCCGGUUGUUGUUGAGGAUAUGGGCGUCGAGCCGCCCGCUGCGGACUUUAUAUUGGAUGUGCAUAAUGUUUCGGCUUUGGAUAUGGAUAUCAUGAAGACCGUGGCACUGUUCACCGCCCAAAGGGGCCGCCCCUUCCUCGCGUCACUAGCCGCCAAAGAAGGCCGCAACCCGACAUUCGAGUUCCUCAAACCCACACACCCCUUAUUCGGCUACUUCAACCAGCUAAUCGAGCAAUUCCAACGCGUCGUCCUCCCUCCCCCCUCUUCUCUUCAAAAGAUCGCCCAACGCGCCCAGCCAAACUCCAAAUGGGCCAUCCUUGACGCCGCGCGGAGUCACGCGACAUGGCAGCGCAAAAAGGCGGAGCGCGAGAAGAAAAGGGAGGAGGACAUGGAGGCGGAGAGGCUGGCGUUUGCCGAGAUUGACUGGCAUGAUUAUGCGAUUGUGCAGACUAUCGAGUUUACGGCUGCGGACGCGAAUGCGGAGUUGCCGUUGCCGAUGAGCGUGCAGGAGGUCGAGAGCAUGACGCAGGCGCAGAAGAGGAUGGCUGCGAUGGUCAUGGAGCAGGCGGGCGAGGACGUCGAGGCGCAUAGGGCCAGCCAGGCCGCGGCUGAGGCGGCGGCGGCGAAUGCCGUGGGGAGUGUGGGUGUUGGGGACGAUGAGGCGGCUAUGGAGGUCAGCGACGACGAGGGUGGCGCCGACGAGAGGGCGCAGCGCGAGGAGCUCGAGCGUCAACGCGAGAUUGAGCGGGCCAAGGCUAUCCAGGCGAGCUCCAUGGCGGGCGCGCCUAUGAAGAUCAGGACGGACUAUGUCCCGAAGGUCGGCCAGAAGAACAAGGUAGCAAUGACGACCUGCACCAUUUGUGGUCAGCAAGUCCCCGUCAACGAGCUCCAAGAACACAUGCGCAUCGAGCUCCUCGACCCCAAAUGGAAAUCGCAGCGCGACGCCCUCGAAGCGCGCAAAGCGCAGGCGUCCGAGCUCCAGCGCGGCGCGAACGUCGUCGAGUCGCUCAACAACCUCGCCCGCACGCGCGUCGACAUAUUCGGCGCCGAGGCGGACGAGGAGCGGCGGAAGCGCGAGGAGGAGGAGGAGAAGGAAAGGCGGAAGGCAAGGGAGAAGAAUGUGUGGGACGGGCAUACGGCGAGCAAGGAGGGCACGCUCAACAAGUACAGCACGAACGUCAAUUUCGACGAGCAGAUUGCUGCCAUUCAUCGCGCGAAGGGGCUUGGGCCGCAAGAGACGAACGCGAUCGGGCCGGGGAUCGGGCCUGCGGCCGUGCCACCGCCUAUGGCUGCUCCGCCGCCCGUCGCGCUGCCGAACAAGCCCGUAGGCGCCAGCACGCACUCUGCGCCCGCGUACGAGGCCGCGACAGUCUCGUCCGGUCCACAGCCCGCGUCGAUGUAUCCGAACGCGCCUCCUCCCGUCAUGCUUCCUCCCCUCCACUACCAGGGCCUCGAAUCGGCCCAACCCUUCGGCUACCAGCCUCCAGUCGGCGUCGCGCCCUCUCCCCGCCCGCCACCAGCGUUCUCGCCACCCGGUACGAACUCGAACUCGACGCCCGUAGGCGCAGGCAUGGUCCGCGGCGCGGACGAGAUGGACCAGGACUCCAUCCCGCCGGCCAAGCGCCAACGCGUCGCCAAGCUCCCGGGCGGGCAGUACUACCCCGAGUCCGACUGGAUCAACCUGCACCCGCACCCCAUAUCCCUGCGCGUGCAGCUCCCGCCCGCCGAGCCGUCGAAGCCGGAGUGGAAGUUCGAGGGGCAGGUCGUGACGAUCCCGGAGAUCCCGGUCGGGUACAUCGUCGGCGCGUUGAGGGACCGGAUUACGCAGGCUGUUGGGUCUGCGCUCGCGCCGGGACGGCUGAGGAUCGCGUAUGGGGGCGUUAUGUUGAGUAAUGGGAAUACGAUUGCGAGUUAUAAUUUGGAGGAUGAGGAUUUGUUGAGCGUUAGUGUGCAGGAGAGUAAGAAGAAGAAGCAUUAG